AUGACCGAUUCGCCACCACAUCAACAUCAACAACUGCCAAUCCGCAGAAUCCUAACAGCGAAGGAUCUUGAGAUAUUUCAAGAAUCUUCAACUCAUGAACUCAUCUUUGGCUUUAUUUCAGAACUAAAUACUGCCGCUACAGGCAAACCUAAUGAUACCGUUCUUGAAUUGUCUCCUGUGAUAGACGCUCUUCUCGGCCUGCUGGACAUUGUCGAGGAUCUCGUCAAUAAGCACCCUCCAGCAGAUGCAGUGUCUUCACGCUUUGGAAAGCCCGAAUUUCGCGACUUUUACGAUGAUUUCAAGAGCCAAGCUCCGGCUCUUCUUGAAAAGCAUAUUCCAAACAUUCCUGCAGAUAAAAUUCCAGAAAUUUCUGCUUACUUAUGCGAAUCCUGGGGGAACCGCACUCGAAUCGACUAUGGAAGUGGCCACGAGCUCAACUUCAUAUCAUUUCUACUGUGUCUCAAACAACUUAACGUCAUUGAAAUGACGGGCGAUCUCCCUACAUCUCUCGUUUUGCGCGUGUUUGUGCGGUACGUGGCGGUCAUGCGCCGUAUACAAACCGGCUACUGGCUAGAACCAGCAGGGUCCCACGGAGUGUGGGGUCUCGACGACUACCACUUUUUGCCCUUUCUUUUUGGAUCCGCACAACUUGCCACCCACAAGCACCUGCGGCCGUCCUCCAUCCACGAUCGCGAUCUUGUUGACAUGUAUGCUUCUAAGUACAUGUACUUCGAUGCGAUCCAUUUUAUCAACUCAGUCAAAACAGUGGCGUCUCUACGCUGGCACUCCCCUAUGCUUGAUGAUAUCUCUGGUGUCAAGAAAUGGAGCAAAGUCAACGAAGGCAUGCUGAAAAUGUACAAGGCUGAAGUUUUGGGUAAGCUGCCAAUUAUGCAGCACUACAUGUUUGGGUCCAUUAUCAAAGCCCCAGAUGGCGUGUCGCCACCCUCAGCUACAGGUGCUGAAGAUGCCCCACACGUCCACAACCAUUGGGCCGACUGCUGUGGCAUUAAGGUGCCGAGCGCCAUUGCUGCUAGUGCUAUGGAAAAGAAGGAAGAUCAUUUCAGAUCUGCAAUGAUUCCUUUUGAUUAA
Magnusiomyces paraingens is the source of this 1089-nucleotide messenger RNA. RefSeq lists its product as uncharacterized. The record is from RefSeq and is a predicted model, not a curated record. The coding region runs from base 1 to 1089 and encodes 362 amino acids. NCBI's taxonomy places the organism in Eukaryota, Fungi, Ascomycota, Dipodascomycetes, Dipodascales, Dipodascaceae. Gene Ontology annotation, cellular component: cytoplasm; nucleus; protein phosphatase type 2A complex. Gene Ontology annotation, molecular function: protein tyrosine phosphatase activator activity; peptidyl-prolyl cis-trans isomerase activity. The transcript has a single exon. Gene Ontology annotation, biological process: mitotic spindle organization.